GUUUCUUUUUAUUGAAUCUUGAAGCUCAAGUUCAUGGCUUCAUCAAAAGGUGCUUCAAAUCCUGAAGUUAGCUCUCACCUGGAGCCUGUGUGUUGUUCUACCCUUUGGCUGGGAACACAGUCACCUGGGAAUCAUUCCAGCAGGUGGCUUCUGAAGUCCAACCUGCUAGGUUGAAAUCUGACACUGACACACACUCCGGGAGCUGCUGGCGGAAAGCUCAACCAGGAACCAGGAAAUGCACAAGCCUCUUGAUGCAUAAAAACAGCUGGGCUCCCUUGGAGACGGAGUGCCAUGGGAAACCGGGUCUGCUGCGGGGGAAGCUGGAGCUGCCCAUCAACUUCCAAGAAGAAAAAGAAAAGAGGAAGCCAAGCAAGAGGGACACUGAAGCCGCAGCCACAAGAGCUGCCGCAGAAUGACCCAAAGGACCACGAAACAACAGGACAUACGUAUGAGCGAGUGUUACAGCAGCAAGGGUCUCAACAGAGGAGUCCAGGCCUCAUGUCAGAAGACAGCAACUUACAUUACGCUGACAUUCAAGUGUGCAGCCGUCCCCAGCCACGCUCUGGCCGGGAGGUGAAACACGUGCAUUUAGAACACGCUACAGAGUAUGCGAUCCUUCGCUUCCCGCAGGCCACACCUCGCUAUGACAGCAAGAACGGGACCCUGGUGUGAGCCUUGGGGAGGCAGACCCAGCCCAUGUUAACCACUACUCCUGUGCGGGAGAAUCUACUGCUUUGGGGAAUUGGGUGGCAACCCAGGGAUGUUGGUCAUGUUUUAAGCUUGAAGAACUCCAGGCUGGGCACGGUGGUGCAUGCCUGUAAUCCCAGCACUUUGGGAG
Saimiri boliviensis boliviensis (Bolivian squirrel monkey) is the source of this 838-nucleotide messenger RNA. It is a transcript of the gene C6H11orf52, whose product is annotated as chromosome 6 C11orf52 homolog. Lineage: Eukaryota; Metazoa; Chordata; Mammalia; Primates; Cebidae. The record is from RefSeq and is a predicted model, not a curated record. Gene Ontology annotation, cellular component: extracellular exosome.